Messenger RNA from Colius striatus (speckled mousebird), 2497 nucleotides. It is a transcript of the gene CNIH1, whose product is annotated as cornichon family AMPA receptor auxiliary protein 1. Lineage: Eukaryota; Metazoa; Chordata; Aves; Coliiformes; Coliidae. The record is from RefSeq and is a predicted model, not a curated record. Gene Ontology annotation, biological process: vesicle-mediated transport. Bases 86 to 520 code for a protein of 144 amino acids. The transcript has 5 exons.
CCCGGCGCGCCCUGCGGUGAAUGAUCGCGCCCGGCAGCCCGCGCGCCGCUCCCGGCCCCGCCGCGGCUCGCCCGGCCUCGCCGCUAUGGCCUUCACGUUCGCCGCCUUCUGCUACAUGCUGGCGCUGCUGCUCACCGCCGCCCUCAUCUUCUUCGCCAUUUGGCAUAUUAUAGCGUUCGAUGAACUGAAAACCGAUUACAAGAAUCCCAUAGACCAGUGUAACACACUCAAUCCUCUUGUACUUCCAGAGUACCUCAUCCAUGCAUUCUUCUGUGUUAUGUUUCUCUGUGCAGCAGAGUGGCUCACACUGGGUCUCAAUAUGCCUUUGUUGGCCUAUCAUAUUUGGAGGUACAUGAGUAGACCUGUGAUGAGUGGCCCUGGGCUGUAUGAUCCUACAACCAUCAUGAAUGCAGAUAUUUUAGCCUAUUGCCAGAAAGAAGGAUGGUGCAAAUUAGCAUUCUACCUUCUAUCAUUUUUUUACUACCUGUAUGGCAUGAUUUAUGUUCUGGUGAGCUCUUAAGAAGACAUUCAAGCUUUGUUCCAGUUAAGUGCAUGCAAAAGCCACAAAACAUGGAUUCUAUACAAGGAGAGCCUCUUACCAAGAUUAAAUACCGAACCUGACGAUCGCGUUUGCGUUAGAAAACAGUGACUUCCCCUCUUUGUAAAAUAUUUCCACAUUUUAUACUUGUGGAAAGACUUUUUUCUUAUAUUUUACUGGGACACUGAAAUUAAAGAAUUACAUGUGAAUUAAUGUAAAGAUGACUGGGUUUUGAAAAGUUUUGAUCUUGCACUCUGUAAAGAACAGCCAUCAUCCUGGAGGAGGUGUUGGGUGUGGGCUGCCAGAGGACGCUGUGGGUUUGCUUUGGCUGUCGCAGGGGCUCCUCUGGAUUUGUGUAUCCCAUUCUAAAUCAGCCACAGCUGUUGAGGGCUUGGGAAGGGCUGGAGAUGCUUUACUUAGGGGUGAUGUUGGUCUUAGAUGAAUUUGUGGACACAAUUGCAAAAAAAAAUAGGAGUUCUGUUUUCAUUUAUGGUUUGGUUUUGGUUUCGUAUCUGGUUCAUCUGUCCCUGUAUAUAUGUGGCUUAGGGCCUUCUGUAUUUUCACCGAACGUUAGCCUUGCUUUAAUCUCCAGCAUUGUCAUUGUGAUAGGAAAAAAUGAAUUGUCUGCAAAGAAGUGAAGUCAAAUUUCUUGUUUUUUUAAUGUCUGUGCAGUCUUAUUAACAAAUGGGUAAACCUUCAACAUUUAUCAAGCCCCAUAAUGCAAAUACUCUUUAAAGAGUAGCAUUGCAGACCUUUUCAAAGCAGAAAGUGAGAUUGUGAAACUGCCCUGCUGUUCCUUAGUGCAAUACAUAAUAAACAAACAACAAAUCUUUAAGUCAGAAGCACUUAUUUUUACCUAGUGCCUUGUUUUGGUUUUAAAUUGAACAGACACUUGCUGUAUUCAUCUGUUUGGUUGAUGAUGGAUAAUUGCAUUCCCUUUUAAAAACAGAAUACCCAAUCAAGUUAAGUCUGGAGGAAGAAAGCUCUGAUUUCCUGCUUUUCUUUUAUGGGCCUGCAAAGAAAUAGUAGAUGGGGCAGGGAAAGAUGUUUCAGCUAAACUGAUGAUACUGCAUUGUAAACUGUUAUGCGACAGCUGCUUCAUUUAGGAGUCAUAAUUAGGAAUCUUUCUUACAUGUGCUGGAGAAUAAGGAAUAGUUUCCCUGUUCUAGUAAAAUGUUUUUGUAUAAACUGUGUAUUUGUUCAUUUUGGGUCUCUGGGGCGUUAAAGGCAAUAAAAUUGUCUGGCUGUGCUGUCCUGAUGCUCCAGUGUUGGUGUGUCGGGCAGUGGCAACCGCUGAGGAGAAAGAAUAUGGAAGGUGGGGGUGGGUAUUGACUACCUCUACCUGAAUCGUGGGAGAAGGUGUUUUGGGGACCUCGUUACAGAUGUCCUGAGCUUGAGGUUUGGUGUCUUAAAACACCUCUUGAAUAGCUUUGCUUCCGUUGCUUUAUGAGCAUGUUUAUAGCGUAGUAAGGAAGAUUAUAUAAGACAACAAAGUCUGCAGUGGAGUUACUCAGUAUGUAAAAAAAUAUUUGUGGAAAAGUUCUGCUAGGCAUCACUGAGUGCCCCUAAGUGCCCCUAUUUUUUAAGACUUAUUGGCAAUUUUACCCCUUUCCAUCUUAUUUAUGUCGGUCAUGACUGAACAGACCUUUGAUACGUUGUCUGCCAAAGCAAAGCCUGUUUAAUCUUGGCAGCUUGGCAGUCCCACUGUAGCUUGAUAACAUUAAUGGAGGACAAGGGAUAGUUCUUUUUCAGAGCUGGAAGAGACCAGACUAUUGCCUUCACACAAGAUUGAGGUGCCCAUAGGAUUUAGAGCAGUAGUUUCUUGCUCUCAGCUUCCAAAUUCCUCUCCUCUUUGUAUCAUGUACUGGGGGAAUGACAAUUAAGGCUGUGAACACUUUACAUUCUCUCUCCUAAUACUUGACAGCUUAUGACCAUAUAUAUAAAAUUGUUUUUCUCAUG